UGGGCUGGCUCACAAACCGCUUUCAAAUGGCUGUAUCUGCCAAGAUAAACAACUGGUCAUGUUAGGUACUGAACAUGCCCCACCUACUGCUUCAUAUUUGGAGAGAGACAGACUUCAGAACAGAAAGAGAGUUUGCUCUCCAAAAGAAGAGAGCCUUAGAGAAACCGAGCAGAAAAUCGCCUAAAUAAGGAAUAAUCAUCAUGGGGAAGUACCUGGUGACCUGCUCAAUAGUGAUUCUCAUUAUUCUGUUUCACAUUGACAUCGUGUCCCUUUCCAGGUCAGGAAGCAGCAGAUCCAGUGGCGGUAAUAAAAGAGGGAGUCAUCAUAAGCCUAGUAGGCCAGUACAUCAACCUAGCAAACCUAGCAGGCCUGUACAUCAGCCUAGUAAACCUAGUAGGCCUGUACAUCAACCUAGUAAACCUAGUAGGCCUGUGCAUCAACCUAUCAAGCCUGUACAUCAGCCUAGCAGGCCUGUACAUAAACCUGUCAAGCCUGCAGAAAACCCCGUCAAACCUGUACAAGAAGUACCUGUCCAGUCUGCACGCCAACCUGCACAAAAUCCUUCCUGGCCACAAAAUAACCCUGUCAAACCCCCACAAAACCCUGCCUACCCACCACACAAUCCUGCCAACCCUGCGCAAAACCCUGCUUACCCGCCACACAAUCCUGCCAACCCCGCACAAAAUCCCAUUUACCCACCACACAACCCCGCACAAAACCCUGCUUACCCUCCACAUAAUCCUGCCAACCCUGCUUAUCCUCCACAAAAUCCUGCCAACCCUGCACGAAAUCCCGCUUACCCACCACACAAUCCUGCCAACCCUGCACAAAACCCUGUUUAUCCUCCACACAAUCCUGCCAACCCAGUUUACCCUCCACACAAUCCUGCUAACCCUGCACAAAACCCCGCGUAUCCUCCACACAAUCCUGCCAACCCAGUUUAUCCUCCACAUAAUCCUGCCAACCCUGCUUACCCGCCACAUAAUCCUGCCAACCCUGCUUAUCCUCCACAUAAUCCUGCCAAUCCUGCACAAAACCCUGCUUACCCUCCACAGAAUCCUGGCUACCCUCAACACAACCCAGCCUAUCCACCCCAAAAUCCUGGUUACCCCCAGCACAAUCCUGCCUAUCCACCACAGAAUCCUGGCUAUCCUCAACACAAUCCUGGCUACCCUCACAAUCCUAAUUACCCACAAAAUCCUGGCUAUCCCCAGCAUAACCCUGGCUAUCCCCAUAACCCUAAUUACCCCCACAAACCAAGCUGGGGCCAAAAUGAUGUGAAGCCAUGGAAGCCGAAGCCACCCAAGACCAACCUGAAGUAUAUGGCAGGAGCUGCGGUUGCAGGAGCUUUUGGUGGCUUCCUCUUAGGUCAUGCCAUGUCCCAAAUGCAUUUUCGUUUUCCAAACCCCGAGGAGGAACGGUGGUGGUAUGCAAAUCGUGAUCGUUAUCCUGCUCAGGUCUACUAUCCAAAGUAUGAGCAGCCUGUUCCAGAGGAUAUCUUUGUGAGAGACUGUUGGAAUAUGACGGUGAGAGAGUUCGUUGAGCCCAGUGGGAAUGAAACGGCAGAUGAAAUGGAAGCCAGAGUUGUGACACGAGUGGUACAUGAAAUGUGCAUUGAGCAGUAUCGUACCUUUUCUGGGCAUGCAGGAGGAGGCAGUGUCACCCAUUCUCAAAGUGAUCCUCAGAAGCCUAAUCCAGCUCAACCUGUGAUGAAUCACGUUCAAGGAGAAGCUGUGGCUGGCACUGUAGUGGAAAGCAGUGGUGUCAUCUUAGGCACCCCAAUGGCAAAUAUGAGUUUUCAGUUUAACGAGAGUGAGGAGGAACGGUGGUGGAAUGAAAACCGCCAUCGUUUUAUGGACCAUGUUUUCCGCCCCAACUACAACCAUCCUGUUCCACUGGACGUUUUUGUGAGUGACUGUGUGAAUGUCACAAUGGGAGAGUACCUUAAGCCGAGUGGAAAUGAAACAGCCAAUGAGACAGAAACCAGGGUUCUGAGAAGACUAGUACCUGAGAUGUGCACAGAGCUGUACCACAACUACUCUAGACAGAUAGAAAGAGACGGAUUUGGCAAGAGCGACAAUAAGCCAGAAGAGUCUAUCAUGCCAGUUAAACUUGCGAUAAAGGAUAUGGCAGUAGCACCUCCCAGAAACACUGCAGCAAAAGGCAGUGGAAGCUACACUACAGGCGGUGCUGUGUCUAAUAUGAUUUUUCAUUUUAAGGAUGGUCUUCUUCUCACCAGCCCUUCUAUCCUUUGGGUCAUUAUGUUGACCACAUGUUUCCUGAUACCCUGAAGUGAACCUUUUCCAUAAGUCUAUACUUUGUUGUUGAUGUAGCAAAUGUCCCGAAGAAAAAAAAGAUCUAUAUAAAGCAGCGAAUUUUGCAGCAAAUACAUUCUUGCAUCUUCUAUAGUGGAGUGUCUUAAAGAGCCUGUUACAUAUGCUAAGCAGAAAUGGCUUCAAGCUGCUGUUGCACUUACACCGUUACAACAAUCUUUGGCAUUGUCUGCCAUUUCAAAACAGUUUGUAAAGAAAGAAGUCAGCAGAUUCGUUUGUAGUGAGCGGUUCCACUCCCCAUCAAUAACAAUCUUCUUUCAUAGCUAGCCAAGCCUAAAGUGACUGAAUGUGAAUGCAAAACAUACCAGAAAUACUACAAAACAUCUCAUUUGCCAGUGUAUUCCUGUUGCAAUGGGGACUUCAGAUAACUGGAUUUUAAGAACACAUUUUAUUAUGUAAUACAUCAUUUCACAUCAAAUAAAAAGCUGCUUUGGAAAGAAAAGAGAAAUUCCCAGUCUUACCCAGAUUUGCUGAGACCAUACUCUCCAACUGUCCAAAUUUGGCAGGGGCACUUCUAAUUGUUCCUCUGUUAUCCUACUUUUUUGGUUGCUUUUAAAAUGUCCUCAUUUCUGUCUCUUCCCACUUUCCCUUUUUGUCCUUCUCUGUUUCAGUUGCUACAAACUGAGUUCAAAGUAAAAAAGUGAAAUGGCAUCAGCAGGGGAAAAUGAGAGGAAGGGCAGAAUCUUGCCUUUCCCAGUAGGAUCAGUCAAAUGCAAACUGCUGCAGCCUCUUCUGGCUUGUGUGUUCUUCCCCAUUAGUAACUUUUGCUAUCUUGACCUCACUUUGAUGUUGCUUGGCCACAUGUAUCUCAGUUUCUAUUUGUAAAAUGUUGGCAAGUAUAUGAGAUUGACUUCUGUUGUUACAUAAUGUAAGUGGAAGCAGGAAGCACAGGUGUCUCACGCUUCCUCAUGUCUAAAAUGCAACUCAGUGUGACAUUUCCAUAUCCAUCUCUUCAGUGAGUCAUAUGAGUUUCAACACAAUGGGAGAAAAAAGGGUGCAAGUGCUCCACUUUAGGUGUUACUGAAAGAUGCCAAGAACAUGUUUUGUGUGCUAAACUGCUUUGAGAGUCUGAUUCAUUCAUGAAGGGAACAAGAAUGAGAGCAGGACAUUAAAUGAACCAAGAGGAGGAAAUGAAAGUUCCCUCUUAACAAUAACGCGUGACAUCUCUCAGAUGUUCUUUGUUUGUAGAAAAGUUCAGGCAGAGAGCCAUGUUAGCCUAGUCUGGAACAAGGCAAAAUGUUGUUCGAAUUUUGGGAUGGUGGGGAAGCAGGAGAUAUCUGUGCAGAAAAGAUAGUGGUGCCUUUGCACAUGUUGCUGCUGUUUGGAGAAAUGAAAUAUUUUCUGUGUUUUGUGUACUUGCCUCAGGGCUUAUGAUAAUGUGGUACCCUAAAAUAGUCCACUAAAAGCCCUAAGAAUAUUUAUGUCAAUGUGCCUCUUGAGUGAUACAAUUCAUUGUCACCUACACUUUUGCUUAUGUAUUAUAAACCAGUUGCCUGUGAAAAACUGUAUUGCUUGUGCAAGCUGAUGUUUGUUCUAUAAGAUCACACAGCACUUUCUAGCUUGUUGAGUCAGCCCGUUUUGUGCUGAGCAAGUGGAUUGGGAUGGAAAUUCUCCUUACUUAAUUAACUUAGUGGCGUCACUCCCUGAUCUCAGAUAGGCCAUCAAAAUCUAAGUUCCUGUGCUCUUGGUGCCAGUGUUUUGUAAAAAGAACUGGAUUUGGUUAGCCUCACGAAAGACAGAAAAGCGUAAGGAGAGCCAGUUUCAGCUCACAGGCUUAUCUUGUCUAGUAUUCUGAACCACCAUCAUUAACCACCACUUGCCUGCAGAAAUUGCACCAGCACAAUGUGAGAGUAACAAUACCUUCCCAUGUAUGCUGCUCAGUAAAUAAUUUCUUCCAGCGUCAAAAGUCUGGUGCUUCUGAUACUGGAUGGCAUGUACACUUGACCCUCCACAUCUGCAGCUUUGACUUUUGCGGAUUUGAUUAAUAUGUUCUCUCUAGGGAUCUCUAGGCCCUUCAGCAUGAUUCUAUGGCCGAUGUUGACCAGAUGUUGCACUGGAGGACAUAGAGAUCCCUAGAGCAUUUCUCUAGGCAUUUGGAAGCCCUCCAGCACAAUUCUAUGGUCAGCUUCUAAUGGACCAUAUGGUCAGCUUCUGAUGCGCUGGAAGACCUAAGUAUUCCUAGAGAGGUGUUCCACUU
Sceloporus undulatus (fence lizard) is the source of this 4530-nucleotide messenger RNA. RefSeq names its product DNA-directed RNA polymerase II subunit RPB1-like. Gene Ontology annotation, biological process: protein homooligomerization. NCBI's taxonomy places the organism in Eukaryota, Metazoa, Chordata, Lepidosauria, Squamata, Phrynosomatidae. The record is from RefSeq and is a predicted model, not a curated record. Gene Ontology annotation, cellular component: membrane. Bases 201 to 2291 code for a protein of 696 amino acids. The transcript has 3 exons.